AUGAAGAUCGCUGCCACUGCAGUUGUUGGCCUGCUCUCUGCCACCCUAGCUACGGCGAAGCCAACCGUUGAUGAGAGCUACCCGUACAAGGGACCGGAGACUCCCAUUGGCGACUGGGUCAACCCAACCGUCAAGGGCAACAGCAAAGGCUAUGUGCGCCUCGUUGAGCCUCCUGCCGUUAAGCCCGCUUCCUCAAACCCAACCAACAACGUCAAUGUCAUCUCCAUCUCGUAUGCUGGUAGCGCUGGUGUCAACAUUCAUUACCAGACGCCUUUCGGUCUGGGCGAUGCGCCCACUGUAAGCUGGGGCACCAGCCGCGACUCUCUGGACCAGACCGUCCACGGCGCAAGUCACUCAUAUGACCGCACGCCGCCAUGCACCGAGGUCGCCGUCACUCAGUGCAGCCAGCACUACCACGAUGUCCAGAUCACGGAUCUGAAGCCCGACACCACCUACUACUACAAGAUCGCCGCCUCCAAUGGCACGACUGCCUCCGAUAUCCUGACCUUCACGACCGCCCGCCCCGCCGGAAGCAAGAAGAGCUUCACCGUCGGCGUCCUCAACGACAUGGGCUACACCAACGCCGGCGGCACUUACAAGCAGCUCGGUAAAGCCAUCGAGGAGGGGUUGGCCUUUGCCUGGCACGGCGGCGACAUCAGCUAUGCAGAUGACUGGUACAGUGGCAUCAUCCCCUGCGAGAGCAGCUGGCCUGUCUGCUACAACGGAUCCAGCAGCCAGCUGCCUGGCGGUAUCACGCCCGACUACGAGAAGCCUCUCCCCGAGGGCGAGAUCCCUACGCAGGGUACGCCCAACGGCGGUGACAUGUCGGCUCUGUACGAGUCCAACUGGGAUCUUUGGCAGCAGUGGAUGACCCCCAUCACCGCCAAGGUGCCAUACAUGGUGCUUCCUGGAAAUCAUGAAGCUGCCUGUGCCGAGUUUGACGGCCCCGGUCAAAUCCUCGCGGCCUAUCUCAACCACAACAAGCCAAACAGUACCUCGCCCAAGUCUGAUAAGCUCACUUACUACAGCUGCCCUCCCUCCCAACGCAACUACACUGCUUAUCAGCACCGCUUCCGCAUGCCUGGUGGCGAGUCCGGCGGCGUCAGCAACUUCUGGUACUCCUUCGACUACGGCCUCGCGCACUUUAUCUCCUUCAAUGGCGAGACCGACUACCCCAACAGCCCCGAGGCGUCGUUUGCUCGCGAUGUCAAGGGCAGCGGAAAGGCCCCCAAGGCGAAUGAGACCUACAUCACCGACAGCGGCCCCUUCGGCGCCGUCAACGGAGACAUCACCAAGAAGGAGUCGUACGAGCAGUACAAGUGGCUGCAGGAAGAUCUGGCCAAGGUUGACCGAACCAAGACACCUUGGGUCAUUGCCAUGAGCCAUCGCCCCAUGUACAGCUCGCAAGUGUCGGCCUACCAAGAAAACAUGCGAAACGCUUUUGAGGACCUCUUCCUCAAGUACGGCGUUGAUGCGUAUCUCUCUGGCCACAUUCACUGGUAUGAGCGCACGUUUCCCCUCGGCCGCAACGGCACCAUCGACAAGGCCGCCAUUGUCAACAACAACACCUUUUACGCCAAUGAGGGCAAGUCCAUCACCCACAUCAUCAACGGCAUGGCCGGCAACAUCGAGAGCCACUCCGAGCUCGCCAAGGCCAAGAAGCCGCUCGACAUUACCUGCAUCUUUGACCAGACGCACUACGGCUUCAGCAAGCUGACCGUUGUCAACGAGACCGUCUUGACCUGGUCGUUUGUCAAGGGCGGCGACGGCUCUUCGGGCGACGACCUGACGCUGAUCCGCAAGCCUGCAAGCCACUCUUUGACUUCUUCUUCUUCUGCAUCGUCCGCGUCGUCCGCAUCUACGCAGACCGCCGGUUUCACCGUGGUCACGGAGACAGUUGACUCGUACACGACAUACUGCCCUGGCCCGACCACCAUUACCGAGGGCACGCACACAUACACUGUUUCCAAGGCUACCACGUUGACCGUCACCGACUGCCCGUGUACGCGCACCUUCACCGGCCCCAUUGCUGGUGGGAACGGCACCUCUCCUGCCAAAACCCCUGGAGCGUCCGGCGUCGCUGCGUCGAGCAGCGCCCACCCUACCGCUCCCGUCACCGGCGCAGCCAGCGCUCGUCAACAGUCAUUUGCCAUUUGGUGCGUUGGUAUCUCAAUGCUCGCUGUGCUUCUGCGGUAG
This is a messenger RNA of Akanthomyces muscarius, 2196 nucleotides long. RefSeq lists its product as uncharacterized. The transcript has 5 exons. NCBI's taxonomy places the organism in Eukaryota, Fungi, Ascomycota, Sordariomycetes, Hypocreales, Cordycipitaceae. Gene Ontology annotation, molecular function: metal ion binding; acid phosphatase activity. The record is from RefSeq and is a predicted model, not a curated record. Bases 1 to 2196 code for a protein of 731 amino acids.